AGCUGUUCCGUAGUCAUGGCGGAGCUGAUUUCCAAGGGCACGACCAUUUCCAAGAAAGGCUUCAAGAAAGCUGUAACCAAAACCCAGAAGAAGGAAGGAAAGCGCAGGCGAUGCCGCAGGGAGAGCUAUUCCGUUUAUGUCUACAAGGUACUGAAGCAGGUGCACCCCGACACCGGCAUCUCGUCCAAGGCCAUGGGCAUCAUGAACUCGUUCGUGAACGACAUCUUCGAGCGCAUCGCGGGCGAGGCGUCGCGCCUGGCGCAUUACAACAAGCGCUCGACCAUCACGUCCCGGGAGAUCCAGACGGCCGUGCGCCUGCUGCUGCCCGGGGAGCUGGCCAAGCACGCCGUGUCCGAGGGCACCAAGGCCGUCACCAAGUACACCAGCGCGAAGUAAAGUUGCCAAGUAAGAAUAUUUAACCCAAAGGCUCUUUUAAGAGCCACCCACAAUUCUGAAGGGGCUGUAUAAGCUUAGUUAAUGUGAGUUGGUCUUCCAUCUAGAGAAACUUCUGGUUUUGCCAGCAAAUCGAUUUCACUGCUUGCCAAGUUUACUUUGCUCAC
Messenger RNA from Panthera uncia (snow leopard), 560 nucleotides. RefSeq names its product histone H2B type 1-A-like. NCBI's taxonomy places the organism in Eukaryota, Metazoa, Chordata, Mammalia, Carnivora, Felidae. The transcript has a single exon. Gene Ontology annotation, cellular component: nucleosome. The record is from RefSeq and is a predicted model, not a curated record. Gene Ontology annotation, molecular function: protein heterodimerization activity; structural constituent of chromatin; DNA binding. Bases 16 to 396 code for a protein of 126 amino acids.